CGAAGCCGCCCUUCGGCGCAACCGAACUGUCCGCCAUCGCCACACUGACACGUUGGACGCAACAGAAAAGGGCUGCCUGCCACCAUAGCCCGUGUUAUCUCCAAACGACGCUUAACUCCGGCUGGGGCUGAAACGGGCCAAAGGUCGGGCAAAAGCAAACUAACUUGGCCUCCAACUAUAGAUUGCUGGCUUUCUCCGCUUUGUGCUGCGACUCGUAUGAAAUCCAUCAGAGCGUCAACCUCGAGUGACAGGCGUCCGCUGUCACUCCGUCGACCAUAUUCAACGUGUAUCCGGGACGAGUUUCAGCCAUACCACUGCUGCAGGUCUCUCGAUCCAGGCCGCUUUUCGAUCUCGCUUCCGGCUUCCCUCUAGCUACGCCGCCGUGGUUGAAUGCGAGUUGCAGCCCGCGGUUUCACGUCCACUUUGAAUCCUCCAUUGCGGAGUCCCACCCCUCACCUACGACCACUUCACAGUACCAUCCCGUCAUGGCUUCGGCCACGGCAGAGCAGCCGUCGGGGGACACGCAAACCCGUCAGCCGCAGGCUCCAUUGGCUUCUACGAGGCCAGAGGCACGGCCUCCCGCUCCCCUCUCGCGGCUUUUUCCGCUGGGCUACAAAGACGGGUUUAGUCAAUGGUGGGCGAGUAUUCCCGCCGCCGCUGCGGAACACAAAGUGCUGUCCUUCAUCCCGUACCUUCAGCGAGCGCCGACACAUACGCAGACCGGCACAGAGCCUGCAACGCCCAAUGAACAGACUGACACGUUAACCACUGCGGACCAUACUCGGCCAGGUCAGGUUUCAGAGAACUCGGUGAAUGAUCCCUACGGUCCACGAAGAUGGAGGUCUACUAUGGUGGAGCUCAGCGGCAAGAAUCGCGAGUUGAACGAGUUCUCAGUUGAACGACUUGGGGAGAAAGUAGAAAACAAUCUUGUGGUUCUCCAUGGAUAUGGGGCAGGCUUGGGCUUCUUCUACAAGAAUUUUGAAGCUUUGAGUCGAGCGAAAGGCUGGCAGCUGUAUGCCCUGGAUUUGCUGGGAAUGGGUCGCAGCACCCGUCCACCUUUCAGGAUUGCAGCGAAAGAGCGAGAGAAGGCCAUCACAGAAGCAGAGGACUGGUUCGUGGAUGCACUGGAAGAAUGGCGUGUCAAGCGAAGAAUAGAACGGUUCACACUACUUGGACACAGCUUAGGAGGCUACCUGGCCGUUGCCUAUGCACUCAAAUACCCUGGUCGUCUCAAUAAACUUAUUCUUGCAUCCCCUGUGGGCAUCCCUGAGGACCCAUAUGCCGUAAAUGCAGAUGUGCCGGAGCCGACCUCGUCGACGCUCGCAAACGAAUUUACCCAGGAUCAAGCUGGUGGAGUUCAGGUCAGCGAUAACAACAAUUUCUUGAAUGCCAGAGACAAGAGAGCCGCCGCGAGUGUGGGCAACAACGACAUAUCCAAGCCCCCAGCCAAGACCAUACCAAAAUGGCUCGUGUAUCUCUGGGAUGCCAAUGUCUCCCCAUUCAGUCUGGUCAGAUGGUCUGGUCCGCUUGGUCCUCGUCUUGUUUCCGGCUGGACGUCUCGACGAUUUUCUCACCUACCUCAGGACGAAGCUCGCGCGCUGCACGACUAUGCAUAUUCGCUCUUUAGACUCCGUGGUAGCGGUGAAUAUGCACUGUCGUAUAUCCUGGCCCCAGGUGCAUAUGCCCGCAGCCCAGUAAUUCGACGUAUCCAUGGCGUCGGACGUCAGUUCCUCCCACCCCAAGUUAACCCUCCAUCGCCAAAGCCAGAUUCUGCGAGUGAAUCUACCUCCCUUUCUUGUUCCGAUCUGCCACCACCUUCUUCCGCGCCAUCAGCCCCGUCAGCCUCGGAUUCCUCUGGUUCUUUCUUCUCUGUACAAACUGCGCCACGCCGAGAACCCGGAAUCCCUAUUGUCUUCAUGUACGGUGAACAUGACUGGAUGGAUGCUCAAGGUGGCCAUGCAGCCAAGGAGAAAAUCGACCAAGAAAAGCAACGGAUUUUGAAAGAUGCAUCCGUCGAAGAGCAGAAAGCAGAUAAAGGAUCGGCGAAAGUGGUUGUUAUCAAGAAGGCGGGACAUCAUCUGUACUUGGACGGAUGGGAGGAGUUUAAUGAGGUGAUGUUGGACGAGAUGAAGGACGUGAGUGAGAACCAUUCGGCGUCUCCAUUUGCUUCACAAUGAACGAAUCAGGCCGGAAUGCUCCAUGUAGAUAGAUUUCUGUCAUCAAGUGGCAAGCCCACGUGCGGCUGCGGUAUGUGUUAUAUACCCCGUAAUCUCAGAGAAAGAUCUGGAUUGGCCCCUAGGAGCUAGCUGCGGUAAUGGGGUAACCUUAACCUCGUGCUUCGACGGAC
Messenger RNA from Coccidioides posadasii C735 delta SOWgp, 2347 nucleotides. RefSeq lists its product as uncharacterized. Gene Ontology annotation, biological process: cardiolipin acyl-chain remodeling; lipid homeostasis; phosphatidic acid biosynthetic process. Gene Ontology annotation, molecular function: A2-type glycerophospholipase activity; lysophosphatidic acid acyltransferase activity. Gene Ontology annotation, cellular component: mitochondrion; mitochondrial inner membrane. NCBI's taxonomy places the organism in Eukaryota, Fungi, Ascomycota, Eurotiomycetes, Onygenales, Onygenaceae. The record is from RefSeq and is a predicted model, not a curated record.